Gymnodraco acuticeps is the source of this 1248-nucleotide messenger RNA. RefSeq names its product ankyrin repeat and fibronectin type-III domain-containing protein 1-like. Gene Ontology annotation, biological process: establishment of mitotic spindle orientation; regulation of establishment of bipolar cell polarity. Gene Ontology annotation, molecular function: protein binding. NCBI's taxonomy places the organism in Eukaryota, Metazoa, Chordata, Actinopteri, Perciformes, Bathydraconidae. The record is from RefSeq and is a predicted model, not a curated record. Gene Ontology annotation, cellular component: spindle.
CAGCUGGACGAGGUGCGUCGUGACCUGCGCUGGAUAACGGACGCUCUUCAGUUCGCUCGUUACCGGCAGCCCCGCGGCGGCGUUCCCGUCUCAGCGCUCGUUAACGCAGACGCCCCCCCCCGACAGCGAGCAGAAGACCGACUCCACCUCCUCCAACAACGACUUCUUGCCGACCCCCUCCCCCUCGCCAGAGCCCCGGCACAGGAAGCCCCCCAGCGACUCCCUGCUGGGCUCCGAUGAGGACGGGUCCUCGGAGGUCUUCCUCCCCACAGACAGCGACUACGACUCCAGCGACGCUCUGAGCCCCCGAGACCUUGACCUGCUCUACUCCCCCCCCCAACACCUCUCCCAGCAGGCACUGCACUCGCUGGGCGGCAGCGCCCCCGACGUGCUGCAGACCCACGAGCUCAGCGCUCCGCAGAUUGUAAACUGAAUAAAGUUGCUGGUUCAACUCUCCGACUCAGAGACCCACGGCUUCGACUGUUACAGAAUAAUCAAUGCAACGAGAACCCAGCUCCUUCUGACACUUUGCACACGGACCAAACGCUGAAGGUGGACUUACCGAACACGUUAAGAUACCGCUAAAAUGUUUCACUCCUUCUUUAUUUAAAUAUCUCACUCUGGAUCUGUGGCAUGGACUCUACUUGAAGUGAAUGUGCAGUCUGUGUGCGUCUCAGUGUUUGAUUUCUGCGAUCUGUUUAAAUGUGGUUUUAAUGGAGGGGUUAUUGAACGGAGCUAUGGUUUCAUAUUUCCUGUUGGAAAGUCAAUCAAACGACGGCGCAGAGGCUAAAUAUGAUCACAAAAGAACACGAAAACACUCAGAAAUAACCAGAAACACAUGCAAUCAAUUAGACCGCCACUCAAAACCACUGCAGAGAGACUCAACACAACCACAGGAGGAACUCAAACCACUACAGAGAGACUCAACACAACCACAGUAGGAACUCAAACCACUGCAGAGAGACUCAACACAACCACAGGAGGGGCUCAAACCACUACAGAGAGACUCAACACAACCACAGUAGGAACUCAAACCACUGCAGAGAGACUCAACACAACCACAGGACAAACUCAAACCACUGCAGAGAGACUCAACACAACCACAGGAGGAACUCAAACCACUACAGAGAGACUCAACACAACCACAGGACGAACUCAAACCACUGCAGAGAGACUCAACACAACCACAGGACGAACUCAAACCACUACAGAGAGACUCAACACAACCACAGGACGAACUCAAACCAC